Messenger RNA from Callorhinus ursinus (northern fur seal), 1527 nucleotides. The record is from RefSeq and is a predicted model, not a curated record. NCBI's taxonomy places the organism in Eukaryota, Metazoa, Chordata, Mammalia, Carnivora, Otariidae.
AUGGCCGCGUCCACCCUGUCUGUCUGCUCCAGCAACCUGAGCUACGGCAGCCGCGUCUGCCUGCCCGGCUCCUGGGACUCCUGCCCCGACUCCUCCUGGCAGGUGGACGACUGCCCAGAGAGCUGCUCCGAGCCCCGCUGCGCCCCCAGCUGUUGCCAGUCCAGCGGCUGCACCCCCAGCGGUUGCACCCCAGCCUCCUGCCUGACCCUUAUCGGCACCCCCGUGAGCUGUGGGUCCAGCCCCUGCCAAUCAGCCUGCACCAGCUCCUGCCAGCCCUCCUGCUGCAGCUCCUCCCCCUGCCAGGAAGCCUGCGGCGCAUUCGUCGGCUGCACCCCUGUCUGCUGUGAGACCUCCCCCUGCUCGGCCUCCUCAUGCUGCCAACAGUCCAGCUGCCAGCCCUCCUGCUGCAGCUCCUUCCCCUGCCAGGAAACCUGUGGCGCAUCUGUCUGCUGCACCUCUGUCUGCUGCAAGCCCCUCUGCUUCAUCCCUGUCUGCUGCACCCCUGUCUGCUGCAAGACCUCCCCCUGCUCAGCCCCCUCCUGCAGGCGGCCCAGCCCCUGCUCCUCGUCCUGCUGCAGGCCUUCCUCCUGCGUGUCCCUGCUCUGCUGGCCCGUGGGCUCCCGCCAGGCCUGCUGCAUGGCCCACAAGUCCUUCAACGGAGGUGGACUGCGGCACCCCGGGAACCCUCUUCUUCAGCUGGACUGCUCCAGGCCGGGUGUCUACACGGUCAGCCAGACUGCUCACAGACAGGAGCAGUCUAUGCAGUCAGCUGGACUGCUCCAGCUGGGCGUCUACACGGUCAGCCGGCCACCAUUGCCCAGCAGUGGAGAUGGUGAACUCAUGGGCAGGCACACAGCAGGCUUGCAGGUCAUGGGCAGGCACACAGCAGGCUUGCAGGUCACGGGCACGCAGCAGGACGUCUGGCAGGGGCUGGGGGUGCAGCAGGUCACCUGGAAGGAGCUGGGCAUGCAGCAGGACGUCUGGCACGGGCUGGGCAUGCAGCAGGACGUCUGGCAGGGGCUGGGCACGCAGCAGGAUGUCUGGCAGGAGCUGGGCACGCCGCAGGACGUCUGGCAGGGGCUGGGGGUGCAGCUGGCCUGCUGGCAGCCCGUGGAGCAGCUGGUGAAGUACAUGGCGGACGCCUACAGCUCGGGUAUAAAGGCCGCCCGGGGAAGGAGCCUCCAGACAUCACCGCCCUCCUCCCUGACUCCACUCCAGCCCCGCGCCACCAUGUGCUCCACCAGCUGCUCCACGGGCUGCCAGGCGUCCUGCUGCACCCCCAGCCCCUGCCAGGCAUCCUGCUAUGUGCCCAUGAGCUGCCAGCCCACCGUGUCCGUGCCCGUGAGCUGCAAGCCUGCCGUGUACGUGGUCCCCUCCUGCCAGUCCUCGGUUUGCCUGCCCGUGAGCUACAAGCCCCUCGUGCUCAUGGCCCCCUCCUGCCAGUCCUCUGGGGGCUGCCAGCCCUCCUGCCCCACCCUGCUCUGCAGACCCAUCUCCUGUAGCACCCCGUCCUGCUUCUGGCCAUGA